AUGAAUGUUAACUCUUCUAUUAUCAUCUUUUUAUCCUUCAUUGAGCUUUCACGGGCACUUAUGAAUAACCCAUAUCGAGGUCCCUCUACAUUAUUGACGAAAUUUUUACAGGAACAGCAUGUACCAUCAGCUCCCCCGGACGGGGUGAUCAUCGUGAAUCAUGAGAUGGAGCUAGUUCACAUUAUUGCCCUUGAUGAACUCAAACAGACAAUGAGAGUGCUUGUUUAUGUUGUGCAGGAAUGGAAUGACCCGUCGCUCUCAUGGGAUCCACAAAACUUUGCGAAUCUCACUCACACUUGGUUGCCAAUCAACACCGUCUGGAUUCCAGAUAUCAUCGUUUUUAAUAUGUUGGAGCAUUCAGAAUUGUUGAAAGCAGUGAGAACACCGGUAAAAAUCGAAUACACUGGCAGAGUCACUUUCACGUAUCCAGCAAUCUACGCAGUGAUGUGUGAAUUGAAGAUCAAAGACUUCCCAUUCGAUGACCAAUCUUGCACGUUGCGUGUAGCUUCUUGGGGUUAUGAUCAAGAGAAAAUCUUGAUGAAUGCCUCAAAUAAAGCCCAUCUUGAGCACUACCUUUGCAAUGAGGAAUGGGCAUUGCGGAAUGUUGGGAUUACAAAUGCCACGUAUCAACACGAGGGACUCGUCGUGUCUGAGGUCGAGUAUGAGAUUUCGGUGAGGAGGAAACCUUUAUUCUACAUGAUCACUCUUGUACUUCCCUCAUACAUCAUUUGUAUUCUGUCGGUGGCUGGACUCUUUGCGCACUUCUCAACGAAAAAUGAGCGCCAGGAAAGAUUCACUCUUGGCGUUACCGCAAUUCUCACCAUGGCUGUUCUCUCGCUAGUUGUUGCUGAGAAAGUUCCGCACAGCUCUGAAGAAGUGCCUCUUAUGGUUGUCUACUUUCACUUCAACAUCAUCACCGUGACAAUGGCCACUGUAUUCACAUCGACGGUGAUGAGGGUACACUGGAAGGGAUUGCAACGACGGGGUGCACCUCCACCAUGGAUUUUGAGAGCUUUGUAUAUCAAAGAACAUGAAGAAAGUCAUAAAGAUGAUGAUGAGGGGAUUGAGGAAGAUGUCGAAGGAGACCUGCCAUCAACUUCUUGCGGCGUACCGAAGUUAAAUCCCAAUCGAAAUCAAGGUCUUCGUCGAAAACUCCGUCAUUCGAUCAUCAAAUCCGAGCAAUGGCACUCAAUCAGUCGACGUCUCGAUUAUCUUUUGACUUUUAUAUUUAUCCUUUUAAUUACUGGCCCCACUUUGUACAUGUUCUAUAAAAAUCAUGAACGAAUGGAGGAUGGACAUGGGGGUUUAGUGAGAGCAUGUCAAUUU
Molecule: messenger RNA, 1326 nt
Organism: Mesorhabditis belari
Lineage: Eukaryota; Metazoa; Nematoda; Chromadorea; Rhabditida; Rhabditidae
Source: the annotation of a GenBank genome assembly